AUGAUCCAGAAGAUACGUGUGGCUGGGGCUACUGAAGUCCUUCAACAUGGAAGCAGCUGGUACGAAGCCGAUAUCUAUCUACGAGAGAAGUUCAUAGACAAUCAGUGUGAUGCAGCGGACCGAAAAAAUAUCUACGUGCCGCCCUUUGAGCAUGAAUAUAUCCGGGCUGGGGCAGCGGGAAUAGUCUCGGAGAUUGCAAAUCAGUUACUGCCACGAGAGAACACCACUGAUGGAGACUUCCCGGCCGACGCAAUUGUAUGUAGCGUGGGCGGCGGUGGUUUGUUCAAUGGGAUUGUUAGAGGGCUUGAUGAAUUCUUCCAGUUUCCCAAGCCACCAAAUGUCAUUCGCAAUGGGCCGAAGGACGUCUACGUGAUAACCACAGAGACCUUCGGGGCGCAUUCCCUGGCGUAUUCGCUGGAGCAUGGAAGUCUACAAACCCUUCCAGCGAUUACGUCACAGGCUACCUCUCUGGGAGCUUUGCGCGUAGCCACCAAAACCUUCGAGAAUGCAGUAUCACCUCCUGCUGGCAUCCAGGUUCGAAGUGUUCUUGGUACAGAUAUGGAGGCUGCUGACGGCGUGGUGCUCUUGUCGGACGAGCAUCGAUUGCAGGUGGAAUUAGCCUGUGGGAUCAGUGUUUUCGUUGCGGGGACUCUCAACACAUAUAAUAUCGUGCCGGAUCUGACACCAGACAGUCGGGUUGUAGUGGUCGUGUGUGGUGGAAGCAACAUCAAUGCCGAGAUGAUUGCAGAGUAUCGCCAGAAGCUUUCAACUGGAUGGAACUGA
Messenger RNA from Aspergillus tanneri, 783 nucleotides. RefSeq names its product putative L-serine dehydratase. The record is from RefSeq and is a predicted model, not a curated record. The transcript has a single exon. Gene Ontology annotation, molecular function: threonine deaminase activity; L-serine ammonia-lyase activity. Gene Ontology annotation, biological process: L-threonine catabolic process; L-serine catabolic process. NCBI's taxonomy places the organism in Eukaryota, Fungi, Ascomycota, Eurotiomycetes, Eurotiales, Aspergillaceae. Bases 1 to 783 code for a protein of 260 amino acids.